Phragmites australis (common reed) is the source of this 1108-nucleotide messenger RNA. Its product is annotated as ethylene-responsive transcription factor FZP-like. Gene Ontology annotation, biological process: regulation of DNA-templated transcription. The transcript has a single exon. Lineage: Eukaryota; Viridiplantae; Streptophyta; Magnoliopsida; Poales; Poaceae. Gene Ontology annotation, molecular function: DNA binding; DNA-binding transcription factor activity. The record is from RefSeq and is a predicted model, not a curated record. Bases 90 to 992 code for a protein of 300 amino acids.
CCUCAAGCAAGCAGUCAAGGUACUAGGAAGUGUAGCUCACAUUCACAGCAGCUAAAGGCCUAAAGCCUAGCUAGCUCACUUGUGCUGCCAUGAACACUCGAGGCAGUAGCAGUGGUAGCAGCAGCAACCACACCCUCAUGGCGUUCUCCGAGCAGCCGAAGCCGGCGGGCCAGCCGCAGCCGUCCCCUCCGUCGUCGCCGAGCGAGCGGCCCGCGACACGGGGCCGCCGGCGCGCGCAAGAGCCCGGCCGGUUCCUGGGCGUGCGGCGCCGGCCGUGGGGCCGGUACGCGGCCGAGAUACGCGACCCGACGACCAAGGAGAGGCAUUGGCUCGGCACGUUCGACACGGCGCAGGAGGCGGCGCUCGCCUACGACCGCGCCGCGCUGUCCAUGAAGGGCGCGCAGGCGCGCACCAACUUCGUAUACACGCACACCGCGUACAACUACCCGCCGUUCCUGGCGCCGUUCCACGGGCAGCCGUCGUACGCGCACGCGCCGUCCAUGCAGUACGGCGGCCAUCACGGCAGCAUGGGCGCGCCGCACAUUGGCUCGUACCACCAUCACCACCACCUGGCUCCCGCGGCCUCCGGCGCCUCCUCCGCGUCGGGCGAGUGCUCCAUGCCGGUGGCCGUCGAUCGGGCCGACGCUACGCUGCUGGACCAUAACGGCCACGACUUCCUGUUCUCCAGCGCCGACGACAACUCGGGUUACCUGAGCAGCGUGGUGCCGGAGAGCUGCCUCCGUCCGAGGAGCAGCGCGGCGGCGGUGGAGGACUUGCGGCGGUACUCCGACGCGGACGCCUACGGGAUGAUGGGGCUCCGGGAGGACGUGGACGAUCUGGCGCAGAUGGUGGCAGGGUUCUGGGGCGGCGCCGGCGAAGCGGACCAGCUCGGCGCGUGCGGAUUCCCGGCGGGCGGCGGGCACGCUGGGGACAUUGUCGCGUCGUCGCAGGGGUCGGACGCGUACUCGCCCUUCAGCUUCCUCUCCCACUGAACUGCCGCGCAUGCGCUGCAUUUGCAUCAGUCGCCCUGCUCAAUUACUUUGCUUAAUUACGAUCGAUCGUAGUUGCCUGUUUCUUUUGAGAGUUGGAUCAUCAGUGCGUGCGUAGC